ACUGAUAUUCUCGCUGGCAGUUCCUCACACUCCGAAGAGGCUCCUUUCCACCCCUCUUCUCACCUUCCCGACCCCUGCCUGGUGCCCAGCCUCCCCCAGUGAUGCUGCCCCUGCCCCCCGGGAGAGGAGAGCCCUGGGCGUAAUGCUCUGAAAUCCACCAGGCUGCUUGCGUUCAGGCUUGCCGGGAGAGUCCUGUUCCCGACUUCUCAGGCUUUUCACAGCACAAACAACUGCAUGUGGGCCCGAGGGGAGGCUGAGAAGGACUUGUGUGUGUUGGUUUUACCGUCUUUCAUCACUUUGUUGGCUUCAUCCCGUGUCUGGAGCUCCGCGGUGGAUUUCUUUCUGCCUACGACACUGAGGAAGGAUCCCUUCUCCUUCUGCUGACUCUUUCUAUUUUUAUGGUUUAAGUUUAUCUAUUCAUGGGGCUGAAAAGCGUUUGCAAAUCCACCAACGGCGAAGUGUGGCGAGCCACCCAGGGUCACGUCGCCUGCCCGUGGUCAGGCAUUCCUCACUCCCACCAGGCAGAAGGUCAAUAAAAAUGGAGGCAAGGUCUUCUGGAAUCACUAAUGGGGAAACCAAAGUCUUCCACCCAGAAGGAGGUGUGGAUUUGCAAAGCUACCAGCUGGAUAUGCAAAUACUACCUGACGGGCCAAAGAGUGAUGUGGACUUUUCAGAGAUUCUUAAUGCAAUACAAGAAAUGGCCAAGGAUGUCAAUAUUCUUUUUGAUGAAUUGGAAGCUGUCAACAGUCCUUGCAAAGAUGAUGAUUCUCUCCUUCACCCUGGAAACCUGACCAGUACUUCAGAUGAUGCUAGCAGAUUGGAAGCAGGGGGAGAGACAAUACCAGAAAAAAACAAAUCAAAUGGACUUUACUUCAGAGAUGGAAAGUGUCGGAUUGACUACAUUCUUGUGUACAGAAAAUCCAACCCCCAUAUGGAAAAGAGAGAAAUAUUUGAAAGAAAUAUUAGAGCAGAAGGAUUACAAAUGGAGAAAGAGUCCUCUCUAAUAAAUAGUGACAUUAUCUUUGUGAAGUUGCAUGCCCCAUGGGAAGUGCUCGGAAGAUAUGCAGAACAAAUGAAUGUAAGAAUGCCUUUCAGGAGAAAAAUCUAUUACCUGCCCCGCCGGUACAAGUUCAUGAGCAGGAUCGAUAAACAAAUAAGCAGUUUUCGGAGAUGGUUACCUAAGAAGCCAAUGAGGCUGGACAAGGAGACACUGCCAGACCUGGAGGAGAAUGACUGCUACACUGCCCCUUUCAGCCAGCAAAGGAUCCACCACUUCAUCAUACACAACAAAGAUACUUUCUUCAACAACGCCACGAGAAGUAGAAUUGUACAUCAUAUUUUACAAAGAAUAAAGUAUGAAGAAGGUAAAAACAAAAUUGGUCUGAAUCGUUUGCUUACUAAUGGCUCCUAUGAAGCUGCAUUUCCUCUGCACGAGGGAAGUUACAGAAGUAAAAACUCCAUUAGAACCCACGGAGCAGUAAACCACCGCCAUCUGCUCUAUGAGUGCUGGGCCUCCUGGGGCGUGUGGUAUAAAUACCAGCCUUUGGAUCUUGUAAGGCGGUACUUCGGAGAGAAGAUUGGGCUGUAUUUUGCCUGGUUGGGCUGGUACACCGGCAUGCUCUUCCCAGCCGCUUUCAUUGGAUUAUUUGUCUUUUUGUAUGGAAUCAUAACUCUGGAUCACUGCCAAGUCAGUAAAGAAGUCUGCCAAGCUACAGAUAUCAUCAUGUGUCCUGUGUGCGAUAAAUACUGUCCAUUCAUGAGGCUGUCAGACAGCUGCGUUUAUGCCAAGGUAACCCACCUUUUUGACAAUGGAGCCACUGUCUUCUUUGCUGUUUUCAUGGCAGUCUGGGCGACAGUUUUCCUGGAGUUUUGGAAAAGACGGAGAGCAGUAAUUGCUUAUGACUGGGAUUUGAUAGACUGGGAAGAAGAGGAGGAAGAAAUACGGCCCCAGUUUGAAGCCAAGUAUUCCAAGAAAGAGCGGAUGAAUCCCAUUUCGGGAAAACCAGAACCAUAUCAAGCAUUUGCAGAUAAAUGCAGCCGACUUAUUGUUUCUGCAUCUGGAAUAUUCUUUAUGAUCUGCGUGGUGAUCGCCGCCGUGUUUGGGAUCGUCAUUUACAGGGUGGUGACCGUCAGCACUUUCGCUGCCUUUAAGUGGGCGUUAAUCAGGAAUAAUUCUCAGGUUGCAACCACAGGGACUGCCGUGUGCAUCAAUUUCUGCAUCAUCAUGCUGCUGAACGUGCUCUAUGAAAAAGUUGCACUGCUUCUGACAAACUUAGAACAGCCUCGCACUGAGUCCGAGUGGGAGAACAGCUUCACGUUGAAAAUGUUUCUUUUUCAGUUUGUCAAUCUGAACAGCUCCACGUUUUACAUCGCAUUCUUCCUCGGAAGAUUCACAGGACACCCAGGUGCCUACUUGAGGCUGAUAAACAGGUGGAGACUAGAAGAGUGCCACCCUAGUGGAUGCCUUAUUGAUCUCUGUAUGCAAAUGGGUAUUAUAAUGGUGCUAAAGCAGACCUGGAAUAAUUUCAUGGAACUUGGCUACCCGUUAAUUCAGAAUUGGUGGACUAGAAGGAAAGUACGACAAGAACAUGGACCUGAAAGGAAAAUAAGUUUCCCACAGUGGGAAAAGGACUACAACCUUCAGCCGAUGAAUGCCUACGGACUUUUCGAUGAAUACUUAGAAAUGAUUCUCCAGUUUGGAUUUACAACUAUCUUUGUGGCAGCUUUUCCCCUAGCACCACUUCUGGCCUUACUGAAUAAUAUAAUUGAAAUUCGACUUGACGCUUAUAAAUUUGUCACACAGUGGAGGCGACCUUUAGCUUCAAGGGCCAAAGACAUAGGAAUUUGGUAUGGAAUUCUUGAAGGCAUUGGAAUUCUCUCUGUUAUUACAAACGCAUUUGUCAUAGCGAUCACAUCUGACUUUAUCCCUCGCUUGGUGUACGCUUAUAAGUAUGGACCUUGUGCAGGCCAAGGGGAAGCUGGGCAAAAGUGCAUGGUUGGCUAUGUGAACGCCAGCUUGUCUGUAUUCCGAAUUUCUGACUUUGAGAACCGAUCUGAGCCUGAGUCUGAUGGCAGUGAGUUCUCGGGGACUCCUCUCAAGUACUGUAGAUACCGAGACUACCGUGACCCUCCUCAUUCACUGGUGCCCUACGGCUACACACUGCAGUUCUGGCAUGUCUUAGCAGCCAGACUGGCUUUUAUCAUUGUGUUCGAGCACCUCGUGUUUUGUAUAAAACACCUCAUUUCAUAUCUGAUCCCGGACCUCCCAAAAGAUCUAAGGGAUCGAAUGAGAAGAGAAAAGUACUUGAUUCAGGAGAUGAUGUAUGAAGCAGAACUGGAGCGUCUUCAGAAGGAACGAAAAGAGAGGAAGAAAAAUGGAAAAGCACACCACAAUGAGUGGCCGUGACCAGGUAACAGUUCAUUUGCAGGCCAAGGACCUGAAUUCUGUUUACUUCUCCCAGCUGUGCAAAAGCACAUUCCAGUGAAUGACUAAAAUGCAACCGCAGUGCAUGUCGCCGAGGUCGGCAGUGGCGGGGGGUCAGCACACUUAAAGGACUGCCUGGGAAACCAUGCUGCUGUGAAAUCACAUUGCGGCUCAGCACACAAAUGCUAUCUAUCCAUAGACCAUUCCUGACCAAGCAAGCAUGCACAUCAUGGGCAGUUACAUUCUCAAGUUUUUAAAACCAAGGGGAACUUGUAUACUGGGCCUGUUUUUCAGCCUGUUUGCUACCUUUUUUGCAUUCUAUCCCAUGUGAAUUUUACAGACACUGGGCUGAAAAGGGUAUUUGGACACCUGGACACACAUUCCUAGAAUGUCAUAUGGUCCUAAUUCCGUGUCACCAAACAACACAAACAAGACCCUGUUUACAACUUUUUUUUUUUUUUUAACUUCAGAUCUUUCUGAGGAGAUUAUAUAUGACAUAUCUAUAGCUAUGUGUAUGGCCAUAGAUGUAUUUCUGUGUGUACAUAUGUAUAGUCAUGUAUUCUUACAUAUGUACAUACAAAUACAGAGAUAUAUAAAAGUACAUAGAACUUCCUUACUUGUAAAUAGCCAAAAGGUACUGACAUGAAUGAUGAAUUUUCACAUUUAAAUAGUCAUCAACAUGAAGCCAUGUUUAAUGCUUGUAUAAUGUGAUGCAAUAAAAUUUAAAAUAAAUUUAUGCACAUGGAAUAUUUUUAGC
Molecule: messenger RNA, 4181 nt
Organism: Lipotes vexillifer (Yangtze River dolphin)
Lineage: Eukaryota; Metazoa; Chordata; Mammalia; Artiodactyla; Lipotidae
Gene: ANO4
Product: anoctamin 4
Exons: 28
Coding region: 539-3406 (955 amino acids)
Biological process (GO): chloride transmembrane transport
Cellular component (GO): plasma membrane
Molecular function (GO): protein dimerization activity; intracellularly calcium-gated chloride channel activity
Source: RefSeq, a predicted model, not a curated record